This is a messenger RNA of Papilio machaon (common yellow swallowtail), 3530 nucleotides long. It is a transcript of the gene Rint1, whose product is annotated as RAD50-interacting protein 1. Bases 177 to 3128 code for a protein of 983 amino acids. The transcript is spliced from 13 exons. The record is from RefSeq and is a predicted model, not a curated record. NCBI's taxonomy places the organism in Eukaryota, Metazoa, Arthropoda, Insecta, Lepidoptera, Papilionidae. Gene Ontology annotation, cellular component: Dsl1/NZR complex. Gene Ontology annotation, biological process: regulation of ER to Golgi vesicle-mediated transport; endoplasmic reticulum to Golgi vesicle-mediated transport; retrograde vesicle-mediated transport, Golgi to endoplasmic reticulum.
AUGGAAAAAGAACAAAUUUUACAAUUCAAGCAAUAUGGAAUAUUGUGGACAGUUGUAGGAAGUAAUAUUUUAUCUUUUCAGGAGUGAAAAAUUCACUUUUGUAGCACUGCAUCCUCAAAUGUUUAUUUCUCAGUUAUAAUCACUUUCAUUUAUGAAAUGAUUUAAAAGUGUAAAAAAUGAAGCCUAAAUUAUCCUCCGAGGAAAAAGUUGAACUUAUCCAUAACCUUAACAUCAAAAUCGGCUCAGAUAUUAACAAUUUAGAAGAUGCUUAUGAAGUUGAACAAGAAUUGCAGCGGAAAAAAAAACAACUUGAAAAUUGCAUAGCUCACUUUUCUAGCAUUGUUAAUUUAAGUCAGACAUCACAAUUAUCGCCCAUAAAAGGUAACGAUCAUGUGUCUGCCAAACAUUCGGCAACUAUUCGAAAAGCUGAAGCAAAUAUAAACCAAAUAACAGACAUUAAAAACAAGAGUGUCAAGUUAACAGCAAAGAUAGAUCAAUUUCUUAGCAAAACGGAAUCUUUUAGAGAGGAACUUGAUAAAAGAUUUUCCACCAUAAGCAAACUAGAAGGAGUGUUAUUAUAUUUUAAAUCAUUUGAAAAGAUUGAUGACUUGAGUCGUCAAAUGAAACAAUGCCGUGACAAUGAGCAGUUAAUUCAGCUUUACGGAGAGCUAAAGGGAAUGUGUAGCCAGCACACACAGGGACACCAAGCUGCUUACAUUAAAGAAUAUAAACAUUACUGGCAUAAUAUAUUAAAAGAAAAUUUUAGCAAGCACUAUGAAGACAUUUUGAAAGCACUAAAAUGGCCUAUAACUUCAGCAUCUGAAAGUUCUCCACCUUCUAAAGAUGUGCUGAUGAAAUUUAGUAACCUUACCAGAUACUUGUUUAUUAUACAAGAACCAGAGGAUCAGAUACCUAAUAGCAAUUUAGAAGACUUGAGUUCAGGUUCCCAUACAAGUCUACCUGUGAGGAUUAUGCUUAGACCUUUAAAAAAGAGGUUUCAAUUCCAUUUUACGGGUACACGUCAGACAGCGCGUAUAGACAGACCGGAGUGGUUUUUAACACAAACACUUACUUGGAUAAAAGAUCAUCGGAAAUUUGUCAAUGACCAUGUGCAACCAGUUGCUGAUAAAUUAGAACUCAGUCACAUUAAUGCUGUGGAUGAAUUCAAUAAUGGCCUAAUAUCAUUUGCUGCUGAAAGACUACACACAGUACUCGGAUUGUACAUAUCUCAAGGUUCAAAAGGAGAGAUUGUGGAUGUUGAUGCUGCUUUCGCGCAUGCAGUAGACGAGACUCUUGGCUUCCAUAGAGAAUUACAGAGCCUUACUGGCUAUCCAUUAAAUAUGGCACUGCAUGUACUUACUAAAGCAGAGCAUUUUGUUCGCUGGAUAGCUGUGGAAAAGAAGUAUGCGCUAGCUAAAAUGGACGAGGCGCUGGAGAGCGAGCAGUGGUGCGAGCCGGUGGCGGCGGGUGUGAGCGUGGCGGUGGGUGCGGCGCUGUGGGUGCCACGCUGCGCUGACUGGUUCAUCGCGCUGCUCAAGACCAUUGAAGAUAGAUACUCCAUGCUACCACAGCCGGGACAUAGGCUGCAGUUUGUGGAGCUGCAGCUGGAGUUAAUAGAGGAGUGGCGAGUGCGACUGACUCAGCUGCUGGGCGCGGCGCUGCACGAGCUGCGGGCGGAGUCUCUGCUGGCGGGCGGGCCGCAGCCUCUCGCCGCAGUGCUCAACGCGGCGCACUACACGCGCACCGUGCUGCUGCAGUGGGCGCACUCGCUGCAUUACUUGCAAUUGCACUUCUAUCGGCGACAGUUCGAACAUUUCACGCAGCAGCAGCACAAAGAUGAUGAAGUUAUACCUGAAGACACCACCGUUGAGGAGGAAUGUGAAGAGAACCUUAAUAAAUCCACAGCAGCGGAAAAUAUUUACCAAGCGAUGUCUAUAAAUGAGUUGGAAUUCAAAGCUAAAAUGUUGGCUCUCAAUGAAAUGUCACGUCAGAAUUCUGUCGAGAAUGAACCAUCGCUUUCUCUUGAGACGUCUCAAAAGUUGGCGAACUUGUCAGCGACGGACGCGCUGGCGUGUGACGCGGACCAGCUGGAGGAGUCUGGCGUGUUCGGGGAGGCGCCGAGCUUGCUCGCACACUUGCGCGACGCCGGCCUCUCCGCGCUCUCAGACCACAUACUGCUCGAGUUCAAGGCCACCAUACGAGAAUACAAGAAGCUGAAAUGGCACGCGAUGCUGAUGGUGGAGGAGAUGGGGCUGAGCGUGUCGGGCGCGCUGUGCGGGCCGCUGUCUGCGCUGUGUGCGCGUCUGGCCGCCGCCGCGCUCUGCCUCGCCCCGCCCCUCGCCGCACGACUGCGCGCGCACCUCGCCGCACGCCUCGACCAUCUCAUGCUGCAGGUACACCACCUUCCUCUACACAAACACGCCCUCUGCCUCGCCCCGCCCCUCGCCGCACGACUGCGCGCUCACCUCGCCGCACGCCUCGACCAUCUCAUGCUGCAGGUACACCACCUUCCUCUACACAAACACGCCCUCUGCCUCGCCCCGCCCCUCGCCGCACGCCUCGACCAUCUCAUGCUGCAGGUACACCACCUUCCUCUACACAAACACGCCCUCUGCCUCGCCCCGCCCCUCGCCGCACGACUGCGCGCUCACCUCGCCGCACGCCUCGACCAUCUCAUGCUGCAGGUACACCACCUUCCUCUACACAAACACGCCCUCUGCCUCGCCCCGCCCCUAGCCGCACGACUGCGCGCUCACCUCGCCGCACGCCUCGACCAUCUCAUGCUGCAGGAGAUGGUGUUGGAGACGUGGUUCAACACGGGCGGUACAUUGCAGUUCACACACGACGUGAAACGAAACAUCCUGCCCGCGUUCGCACCUCACAACAAGAGUGUGGCACAACUCAACCUCCUACCAAAGCUUUUGGAGGCGUGUAAACUCCUCAACAUGGACUACGAGGAGGCGCGCCGCCUGCGCUCUCUGCUGGUGAAGCAGCCGGCGGAGGCGAAGCAGACAGUGGACAGCUGCGGCAUCACUCACAUCGAACCUAAAGACGCGCUGCGCAUCCUCAACCAGAGAACGGACCUCACUGACACCACCACACCCUCCUCUGUCAUGGAACUCUUCUGAGGGUUCGAAGGAGGAGGCAUCUAAAUUGAACCGACAUUGAAGAUAGAGCAACACUUUUAUUAUGUUUCAGGAGUUGUAGAAUUUAAUUUAACUGAGAUUGAAAUAUGACAGGUAUAGUAUGGGACAAAUUACUUGAUCAAAGAUAAAUAAUUAAAGUCAAAAAAUACAUAGAUUAAAUUGCAGUUUAUGUUACAGGCACGUGAAUAAUAUACCAGAUGUGUUUUCAGAAAGAAAGAUAUUGAAAAUGUGAUUUUAAUAUCUUUUUAAAAUAUAGUGGUGGAAAUAUGAGCAAAUUACAUGAUCAAAGCAACCAAACAUCUUUCAUGGCCUUACAUUUAUCGUUUGAAUAUUAAUUAUCCGCAGGACGUAUAAUAGAAGGUUUUAGUUAUAAGGCGUUUACUA